AUGGCGCAGCCAUCAACGCCGGGCGCCGACGGUUUACCCUCACUCUUUGGUGGCCCUGCUGGCACCUCGUCUUCCAUCACACUUCUUCCGCCACAGGCUUUACCUCCUCCGCCACCAGCAUCAGCUGCUGCCGCCUCCGCAGCAUUGUAUACGCCCAUGGCUUCUCAUACGACCACGCCGCUCUCUGCGAACUCAUCCAGCAAUACUUUUGUCAUGCCAAACUCGCCUCUGAAGAACAGGCCAAUAAUCGAUGGAAAUUAUCGCCCCAAGGUCAUCAGGACACUGGGCCAAAGGCCAGCGUGCUUGGUGAAUGCCUCGGUCACAUACUGCAGCAAUAAUUCCAUAUAUGCCUUCGGAGGAUUUGAUCAGUAUACGGAUGAAGUUUACAAUCAUGUCUUGCGCUUGGAUCUUUCCAGUCAUCAAUGGAGUUUGGUAGACAACUACGGGGACAUUCCAGGGGUCAGAAUGGGACACACUGCCACUCUUUACCAAGGUGACAAGCUACUAGUGUUUGGCGGCGAAAACGAACAUCGUACCUAUCUAUCCGACCUUAUAAUCUUCGACCUCAAGACGGCUCAUUGGACACAACCUCAAGUCGCUGGUCCGGUACCCAAAGGUCGAGCCCGUCACGCUGCUGUGCUACAUGAGGACAAGCUGUUUAUUGUUGGUGGCAUUACAGGCCAUGAUAACUACGUCCUCGACGACAUUUGCUAUUUGGACCUCAAAACUUUUACCUGGUCAAAAGCCUGGCGCUUUGUUGGCCGAUUUGACCACUCUGCUCACAUUUGGAAUGACAGAGUGUGGGUUUUUGGCGGCUUGUCUGAAGACAUGGAUAAAAUUGGCGAUCUCUGGUGGCUUGACCUGAAGGGCAGUCCAGCUUUCGAUACUCCUCCUCAAGUUGGCUCCUCGGACCGUCACACGGCCAUGGGUAGGGCCACUGGCUCGCCUCGUCAACCGUACUCGAUGAGCGGCACAGGAGUGAUUGGCGCCUCGGGUUACGCAGCUAACUCCCGAACCGCGCAAGUGAGCACUCCGUCAUUCCAGUUGAAAUCAUAUGCUCCCAUGGCACCUGGUGCCAUAUCGGAUCUCAAGUUUGUGUCUGGGCCGAACGUUCCUUCUCAAGGCUCCGGUGUUCAUUAUCAUCUCUAUUCUUCCGGGACGCUUCUCGAUUUUGUCACGCCUGCAGCGACCAUCACUUCGAAAGACUGUUCGUUAUCGGCACUAGACCUCGGUAGUCUGCGAUGGCAGAAGCUGGCCGAGGGCCGAGAAAUCUUUAGACCUGGCUACCGCUGGCAUUACUGUACCAUGAACGAAGACGGCACAAAAGCCUGGCUCCUUGGUUGCCCCGAAACCUCGGGAGAGAUGGGCCCUAGUGGCUUGGAGGAGUUUCUAAGUGACAUUGUGGAAAUAGAUCUGCGACGUUAUGGCUUCUUGGGAAGCAACGUGACCGAGCCUCGGCCAGAGUUAUCGUCAAGACCUUCGUCUCACCGAGUUGUCCAGCAGCCAUCCAAAGGCCUUGGGCAUGACUUGGUACGACUAUUCAACCAACCUCCAGAGUCUGGCAGCGGCACAGACUUUAUUAUUACUGCUCUAGCUGGCGAGUACGAAGACGAUGACAUGAUGAGCUCAGGUCACGUUCGUGCUGGAGAAACAGAGCAGAACUGGCUCGCGCCGGACGCGCCGACAUCCCCUCCUAUUCACGUGCACAAGUUGAUCCUUCAGGCACGCUGGCCGCAUUUUGCAAGGCUCUACAAUGCUCAGAUGGCCGAGUUUCACACAAAGAAGAUGCAUAUUCCUGAGCCUUAUAGCGUUGUAGUAGCCUUCCUCCGUUACUUGUACACAGAUAGUAUACACGUCGACGACGGAGUGACGGAGCUCGCAGAUGUGGCUGGUUUAUUGGUCAUGUCUAACAUCUACAAUAUCCCGCAUCUGCGCCUGCUCUGCGUCAACCGACUUUCCAAGGAGCUCGACGUUGUUCACGCCUGCAUCAUUUGGUAUUGUGCCGGCCUGGCUAACGAGGAAUGGCUCAGAAAACGCGCCGCGGCCUUCUGCUUGACCAACUGGGGUCGAAUCGUCCGUACGCCCGGUUUCCUCAAGCUACCACGCAAUGCCCUGGUCGAACUCUCUCAAGAAAUCGAUAUGGAGGGCCGCGUCAUUGGUGGUGAGGAAGUUGAAUAUGUGGACGGUGUUCACGGACGCUACGAUAACUGCAUGUCGCGUAAGGACAGCAUGAGCAGUGAUCGGACUCAGGCAUUACCGUCUGAUAUGGAUGAUUCGGAGGGCAUGGAUCUUGCCUAA
Messenger RNA from Pestalotiopsis fici W106-1, 2298 nucleotides. RefSeq lists its product as uncharacterized. Lineage: Eukaryota; Fungi; Ascomycota; Sordariomycetes; Amphisphaeriales; Sporocadaceae. Gene Ontology annotation, molecular function: protein binding. The transcript is spliced from 2 exons. The coding region runs from base 1 to 2298 and encodes 765 amino acids. The record is from RefSeq and is a predicted model, not a curated record.